Messenger RNA from Ambispora leptoticha, 655 nucleotides. The record is from the annotation of a GenBank genome assembly. NCBI's taxonomy places the organism in Eukaryota, Fungi, Glomeromycota, Glomeromycetes, Archaeosporales, Ambisporaceae.
AUGGUAGAAAAAGCAGUCGAAGUUAGACAAGUCAGCAAAAGGUAUGGUAAUAAAAUCGUUUUAAAUAAUGUUUCUUUUGUGGUUCGCAAAGGAACUAUUCAUGGCUUUAUUGGUCCCAAUGGAGCGGGUAAAACUACUACUUUACGCAUUUUAAUGCGGCUAGUGGUCAAGGAUGUGAGCGGGGAUAUUUAUAUUGAAGGAAAAUCAGUGAAAAAUGACCCUCAUUGUGCCCAAUUGGCUUUGGAAAACUGGAAUUCCCAAAAAGAAAGGGAAGUUUUAAGCAAAUUAAGAAAAUUUUUAUUCUCUUUACCUUCGCAACAAUUUAGUGAAGAACAAUCCUGUAAUUCCCUUUCUACCGGUCAGAAAAAGGCCUUACAAGUGUUCAUAUUAAGUAUUUGUCGACCAGUCAAAGAAAAAAUAUUAGUUUUGGAUGAAGUCUUUAACGGGUUAGACCCGAGCCUGCGGCGGGAUUUAUUUAAUAAUUUAAAAGGAAUUCGGGACAAGGGCGGCACGAUUUUGCUUUCCACCCACAUUCUUUCGGAUUUAGAUAAGUUGGCCGAUGACAUUACGAUGAUUAAAAAAGGAGAAAUAGUUUACACUGGUCAAAAAACCGCCGAUGUUGAACAGACUUAUGAAGAUUACUUUUUUGAAAAAG